Molecule: messenger RNA, 1003 nt
Organism: Trachymyrmex cornetzi
Lineage: Eukaryota; Metazoa; Arthropoda; Insecta; Hymenoptera; Formicidae
Product: ATP-dependent DNA helicase pif1-like
Exons: 1
Coding region: 215-1003 (262 amino acids)
Biological process (GO): telomere maintenance; DNA repair
Molecular function (GO): DNA helicase activity
Source: RefSeq, a predicted model, not a curated record
UGACGAAGACAUUGAAAUAUCACGAAAGGCUCGAAGAAAUACAAAAAGCUUUUGAGAACGUUGCUGAAUUAAUCGAGAUGUGCGAAAAUGAUCUGAAGACAGCAGAUAGAGACAGAUCCGAUGACGAUGGACUGGAUUGUAAUCCGAUAGAAGCUGACGACGCGAUGAAAGAUCUGGAAGAUUUUGGUAAGACGUCUCGAUUGAUUUAUUGCAAAUGAUGCCGCUAUUGAACGAAGACCAGAAAAGAAUCUUCGAUAGAGUGUGCCAAGUUUUACAAAAUAAAAAUCAGAUUCUGCGACUGUAUGUCAGUGGCGAGGGUGGUACAGGGAAAAGUUUUCUUAUUGAAACGAUUAAACAUUGGAUCAGAAUACAUUUGGAAAAAAUGACUGCCCUAUCUGCUCCCACGGGUAUCGCGACAUUCAAUAUCGAUGGCUUGACGAUCCAUAGAAUGUUUCAGCUACCCGUCACCCAUGAAUCUACGGCAAAGUAUACGCACUUGUCAGACAUGGUCUUGAAAACUUUGAGAGACAAAUUAAAGACUAUCGAAUUAUUUAUAAUUGAUGAGGUAUCUAUUAUUUCGAAUGUAACACUUAUGUUUAUUAAUCUACGAUUAUGUGAAAUCUUUGAUACGACAGAUACAGAUGAUGGUUUCUUUGGUAGAAAACAUAUUCUUCUUUUUGGAGAUUUGUUGCAGUUUCCCCCUGUAAAAGAACAAUCUCCGUUCGUUAAAAUGUCUCGAUCAGAGAUUCAGAAGUAUUUGGGUGCCAUGGGUGGAUCUGAUUUGUGGAAAUUGUUCGAUUAUGACGAACUCUUGAUUAAUACGCGACAAAGAGGCGACAGCACAUAUCGCGAUAUACUUUCUACAAUACGAAUAAGUUUGGUAACGGAUUCGGACAUCGAUGUUCUUCAAUCGAGAAAAAUUCAUUUCAAAGGAAGUAGUUGCGAUGAAAGAUUGAAUGAGCUUUGCACUUAUAUGACUCAAUUACCGGUUGAUACAAUAUGA